AUGCCGAAGCGCAAACGUGCCGCAUCUGAGGGCUGCUGUCCGCUAUCGUCUCGCGCCUCCCACAGCAAGUCCUCAUCGCCCCCCCUGACCACGGCCAACCUCGAGCUCCUGCAGCAUUCGCUCAGCGCACCCGUACCCGCACACGCACCCGUCAUCCCCCCCGCUAUGCCUCCCUCGGCCUCCAACCGCUCAUCGUCGCCCAGCCGUAGCGGCACCACAUACGACGCCAUCCAAAAGCUCGAGGAGUACAACAUCUUCAUCGACGACGCGCAAGCGCUUCCAGACUGUCUGCAGCGCUUCGUUGACGACGUCAUACUGAAGCCUCGCGAUCCAGCAACUGCGCCGUCCCCAAACGCAAAGAAAAUCGUCAAACGCCAACGGGCCGCCGCCCGCGUCAACGAGGCGGCCGGCAGAGAGCAGCUUGUGCCCUACCUUCUCUUCCAGGGAGAAUUCAACGACAGGGAAGGCGUCGAGCUGGUUCCAUUCAUCAAUUGUCUGCCUGAAGAGCGCCUCAACCGCUUCUUCCUUCCUCCUUGCCCGGACGAAAAGAAGAAGAAGACGUGGGGUCCACUCACGCAGCCGAGGCCAGACACCUGCAUUGGGUACCUGCAGAGAGGCCAUGCGCGCGCAGCAGGUUGUGAAGCACCCUUCACCGACACCGAACAGACCAUUUUGAACAACUACGUCAUCAACAAAUCCAUGUACGCGCCCUUCCUCACCGGCCAGUGGAAGUCGCCCCUCGGCACAGAAAACAUCCUUGUCGCACGAUGCCAGGCCGCCCGAGACGGAGCGACUGUCGUCAGCUACCUCUCCACUUUCUACCGCAUCGCAUACGGCCGCGAGCCAUCGCCUGUUGACGCCUGCCACUUUUCCGUCAUUGGCGACGUCAUUACUGGCCAGAUCUGGAUUCACUACCAGCUUGAAGGAGCGUACUACAUGCACAAACUGUGCAGCUUUGCCUACGAUGACCAAGCCUCCCUCGAGCGAGCGCGAGGAUACCUGCACAACAUCAAGCAUCACGCUCUUGGUACGCGCCUGCAGUCUAUCAAGGACGCGUUGCCGGCCUUCGAGGCGGGGAAGAGGGUCAAGCCCUUUCCAGUAGUGGACAUGACCGAGAGUGGGGGGCCAUUGCCUUCGCUGCCGGACACAGACGCAAGCAAUUUCCGAGCACCAAUGACUCCGGCGUCCGUCGUCUCGUGA
This is a messenger RNA of Parastagonospora nodorum SN15, 1200 nucleotides long. RefSeq lists its product as hypothetical. The transcript has a single exon. NCBI's taxonomy places the organism in Eukaryota, Fungi, Ascomycota, Dothideomycetes, Pleosporales, Phaeosphaeriaceae. The record is from RefSeq and is a predicted model, not a curated record. The coding region runs from base 1 to 1200 and encodes 399 amino acids.